AUGAAAGCUUCAAGUUCAAACUUCACCACCAAGGCAAACAGCAAUGAGAGUAAGUGGAAGAAAAAGAAGGUAGACAGGCUAAGCAGGUUACCGGACGAAAUCAUCCACCGUGUGCUUUCCUUUGUGGACGCAGUUUCAGCUGUUCAGACGAGCGUUUUGAGUAAGCGAUGGAAGAAGCUUUGGACUUCCCUCCCCGUCCUCAACUUCAACUCUUCCUCCUUCCACCACCCUCUCCUCUUCCACUCUUUCAUCCACCACUUCAUGUCCCACAGAGACUCUUCCACCAACCUCUACGCCCUCAACUUCUCCUGCAACGAUGAACUCGACGAUGGCCAUAUGGUUGAUUCCAUCAUUGACCAUCUCACCCUCUCACCCACCAUUCAGCUUCUCACCAUCUCCGCUGAAUGCCCCGUGGCCAACCUUCCUCAACUCUCUUUGUGUCAAUCCCUCACCACCCUCAAGCUCGCCGACAUAUCCACCGAGGCCACAACGUUUGACUUUGUUUCUCUUCAACGAUUCUACCUUUUUGAUUGUUGGUUCGAGUGUGGGGCAGAGAAGACACUUGAUCUUUUCAGGGGUUGUGUUAAUCUCAGAUGA
This is a messenger RNA of Cajanus cajan (pigeon pea), 597 nucleotides long. NCBI's taxonomy places the organism in Eukaryota, Viridiplantae, Streptophyta, Magnoliopsida, Fabales, Fabaceae. The record is from RefSeq and is a predicted model, not a curated record.